Cryptococcus wingfieldii CBS 7118 is the source of this 1554-nucleotide messenger RNA. RefSeq names its product phosphoglycerate dehydrogenase. Bases 1 to 1554 code for a protein of 517 amino acids. Gene Ontology annotation, molecular function: oxidoreductase activity, acting on the CH-OH group of donors, NAD or NADP as acceptor; NAD binding. The transcript is spliced from 3 exons. Lineage: Eukaryota; Fungi; Basidiomycota; Tremellomycetes; Tremellales; Cryptococcaceae. The record is from RefSeq and is a predicted model, not a curated record.
AUGUCCCUCCCCAUCCCUGCCGCCCCGGGCAGACGAGCCUCUGUCUCUGCCUCUGACCCUGCCAACCACAUCCCCAUCCCCGCCAACACCCGCGGCAUCCCCCAGACCUCCUUCAGCCCCCAGUCCCCUCCCACAGGUGCUUCUCCCAUCCAGAAGUUCUCCUCCUCCCCCUCGGGCAGCCACAUGCGCGGCACCUCCAUCGGCGGCGCUUUCCAGGGCUUUGCCCGCCAGUUGACCGCCUUCCUCCCCCCUAGUUACCCUACCGAACAGGGCCAUGAGAAACGACAGGGCAAGACAAGAAUCUUGUUGCUCGAAAACAUCAACACCGACGCUGCCAACUUUUUGAAGGCACAGGGCUACGAGGUCGACCACGUCACCAAGGCCUACUCUGAGGAGGAACUCUUGGCCAAGCUUCCCCACUAUCAAGCUAUCGGUAUCCGAUCCAAGACAAAGAUUACCGCCAAGGUCAUUGACGCCAAUCCCCAAUUGCUCGUCAUUGGUUGUUUCUGUAUCGGUACCAACCAAGUCGACCUCGAGCACGCCGCCAAGGCCGGUAUCGCCGUCUUCAACUCUCCCUUCUCCAACUCGCGAUCGGUCGCCGAACUGGUCAUUUCAGAAAUCAUUGCGCUGUCGAGGCAGAUCGUGGACCGUACCGCCGAGAUGAGGGCCGGUAUCUGGAACAAGGUGUCCAAGAACUGCUGGGAGAUCCGAGGCAAGACGCUCGGUAUUGUCGGUUACGGUCAUAUCGGCUCGCAACUUUCCGUCCUCGCCGAAGCGUUCGGUAUGACUGUCAUCUACUAUGACGUCGUGCCCAUCAUGCCCCUCGGUAGUGCUAGGCAAGUUGAACAUCUCGAUGACUUGCUCUCCAACGCCGACUUUGUGACACUGCAUGUCCCAGAGAUCCCCGAUACCAUCGGUAUGAUCGGUGCCGAGCAGUUCGCGCAGAUGAAGCAGGGCGCGUUCUUCAUGAACAAUGCCCGAGGAAAGGUUGUCGAUCUCUCUGCCCUUGCCGACGCUUUGGAGAGCAAGCACCUUGCUGGUGCCGCCGUCGACGUCUUCCCCAAAGAGCCCGGAUCCAACGGUCCCGGCUUUGACGGUGCCCUGGGCGACUUUAUCCCCAGGCUGAGAAAUGUCCCCAACCUCAUCCUCACUCCCCACAUUGGUGGUUCCACCGAAGAGGCCCAACGGGCGAUCGGUUCCGAAGUGGCCACCGCCCUGACCCGUUACCUCAACUACGGUACCACCCUUGGUGCCGUCAACUUCCCCGAAGUCGACCUUCGUGCAAUCACCACUGCCGACGAGAGACAUAUCCGGGUGUGCCAUGUGCACAGGAAUGAGCCCGGUGUGCUGAAGGGGAUCAACAACAUCCUGGCGGACCACAAUAUCGAGAAGCAAUUCUCGGAUUCCAAGGGAGAUAUUGCGUACUUGAUGGCCGACAUCAGUGGUGUCGGGCAAGAGGAAGUGGAAGGGCUGUACUCUGCUAUCAACGGGACAAAGUCCAACACCUUGACGAGACUUCUUUGUGAGUUUUUUGCUCUUUCCAUCUACAACUAG